GUUUUUAAAGCCGAAUGUAGGUUACUGCAAAACGACUUGUAUAUUUCAGAUGUUAUUGUCGGUUGAGCACCUGGCUGAUGAGGGAGGAAGGACUCUGCUCAGAGUUUGCAACAGAAAGGAAAAGUCAGCGCUGGAGUGGCAGCUUUCACACUACAGCCCUCGCUAUGGAUUGUAUGUAUUUAUUGAUGUGCUUUUCACUAAGUCAGUUAUUUUUGGAUCAUAUUUUCGCUGCAGAAACGCAAGAAAAACUCUCUGGAAAGUUAAGUGAAUAUGGUCUCAUCGUGCCAUUCAGCACAGACUCCCACGGCCGCUACAUUUCUCACGUGGUCUCUUCUGGAAGUGGAAGUAAAAGUGAUGCCGCCACUGCUACUGCUGCUGCUGCUGCUGCUGAUGAUGAUGCCGCCUCCAACUUUGGCAGUAGAAAAAGAAGGGUGGCCCGGGGUGCCCCCAAGAUGCCCACGGUCACCCCUGCAUCGGCUCAGCACUUGUUUUUCAAUGUCACUGUUUUUGGGAAGGAACUGCACCUCCGACUGAGGGCCAACAGGAGGCUUGUGGCCCCGGGAGCUUUUGUGGAAUGGCAGGAGGACUUUGUUGAAAAGGCGAAGGAGCGGAUCCAUGGGGACUGUGUUUUCACGGGGGACGUGAGCGACAUGCCAGAGGCCUCAGUGGCUAUCAGCAACUGUGAUGGAUUGGCAGGUCUGAUCCGGACUGAUAAUGGAGAGUUUUUCAUUGAGCCCCUCGAGAAGGGCCAGCAGGAUGUGGAAGUGAAGGGGCGUGUCCAUGUGGUCUACCGCAGGUCGGCCAUCAAGCGGGAGUCGGGCCAGCGGAGGGAGGACCUCCACAAUGAAGUCACAGACUUUGGGAUCGCAAGCCUACCUGCAUCUCUGGACCUCGUCGAACACAAACUUUCAGAGUCCGAGCGCAAGAGGAGGCACGCGAAGAAGGACGACUACAACAUUGAGGUGCUGCUGGCUGUAGAUGACUCGGUGGUUCGCUUUCACGGCAAGGAGCACGUGCAGAAUUAUGUCCUCACUCUCAUGAACAUAGUUGAUGAAAUCUACCACGAUGAGUCUUUGGGCACCAACAUCAACAUCGUCCUUGUGCGCAUGAUAAUGGUCGGGUACAGACAGUCUAUAAGUCUGAUCGAGCGCGGCAACCCAUCCCGCAGCCUGGAGCAGGUGUGCCGAUGGGCCAACACGCAGCAGCGCCGCGACCCCGACCACGACGAGUACCACGACCACGCCAUCUUCCUCACAAGGCAAGAUUUUGGUCCAGCAGGUAUGCAAGGUUACGCUCCAGUGACAGGGAUGUGCCACCCACUGAGGAGCUGCACUCUGAACCACGAGGACGGCUUCUCCUCCGCCUUUGUGGUCGCUCACGAAACCGGCCAUGUGCUCGGCAUGGAGCAUGACGGCCAAGGUAAUCGUUGUGCAGAUGAGACCAGCAUGGGCAGCAUCAUGGCACCGCUUGUCCAGGCAGCUUUCCAUCGCUAUCACUGGUCACGUUGCAGCAAGCAGGAGCUCAAUCGAUACAUCCACUCCUACGACUGCUUGCUGGAUGAUCCUUUUGAACACAAGUGGCCCAAGCUUCCUGAGCUCCCUGGAAUAAAUUAUUCAAUGGACGAGCAGUGUCGCUUUGAUUUUGGCGUUGGAUAUAAGAUGUGCACAGCUUUUCGAACCUAUGAUCCUUGCAAGCAACUUUGGUGCAGUCACCCUGACAAUCAGUACUUUUGUAAAACCAAGAAAGGGCCGCCGGUGGAUGGAACAGAGUGUGCCGUAGGAAAGUGGUGCUUUAAGGGCCACUGCAUCUGGAAAUCCAGCCAGCAGCCUCAGGGCCAUGACGGGGGCUGGAGCUCCUGGUCAAAGCUUGGCACCUGCUCCAGGACAUGUGGAGGUGGAGUACGCUCCCGAAACAGACAAUGCAACAACCCUCCGCCAGCCUACGGUGGUCGAGACUGCCCCGGCUCUGCUUUUGACUACCAGAUGUGCAACACGGAGGAGUGUGGCGGCCCGUACGAAGACUUCCGUUCUCAGCAGUGUAUCACGAGGAGCAACAAAUACCACAAAAACAUCAAGCACACCUGGCUGCCCUAUGAGCACCCAGAUGAGGCUCGUAAGUGUGAGCUGAGCUGUAAGUCCAAGGAAACAGGAGAGGUGGUGUUCAUGAACCAGGUGGUGCAUGAUGGGACGCGCUGCAGCUACUCAGACCCCUUCAGUGUGUGCGCUCGAGGAGAGUGUUUGCACGUGGGCUGCGACAAGGACGUGGGCUCUUACAAAGAAGAGGACAAAUGUGGUGUGUGCGAGGGCGACAACUCGCACUGUCGCACCGUGAAGCUGACUCUCACAAAGACGCCAAAAAAGACAGGAAUGCUGAAAAUGUUCGACAUCCCAAUAGGAGCCAGACACAUUGUCAUUGAAGAGAAUGAGACCUCGCCUCAUAUAAUUGCUGUGAAGAAUCAAGUAACUGGAAACUUCAUUCUGAAUUCAAAAAGUGAAGAAGCAGAAUCAAAGAGCUUCAUAGAGAACGGCUUGCAGUGGGAGUACUCUAUGGAGGGUGAGAAGGAGACGCUGAAAACAAGCGGUCCCCUGCAUGAAGGCAUCGUAGUGCUGGUCAUUCCCCAGGAAGAAGAAGCAAAGAUUAGCUUGACGUAUAAAUACAUCAUCCACGAGGACUUGCUUCCGCUCAUCACCAACAACAAUGUCCUUCUGGCUGAGCUGGACACUUACGAGUGGGCGCUGAAGAGCUGGUCUCAGUGCUCUAAACCUUGUGGAGGAGGCAUUCAGUACACUAAAUAUGGAUGCAGAAGGAAGAGUGACAGCCGCUUGGUGCAUCGCAACUUCUGUGAAACCAGCAAAAAGCCCAAACCCAUCCGCAAACGCUGCAACAACCAAGAGUGCAGCCAGCCAACGUGGGUGGUGGAAGAGUGGAGUCCUUGCAGUAAGACGUGUGGGAAGCUCGGUUACCAAACCAGGGUGGUGCAGUGCAUGCAGAUGCUCCACAACGGCACCAACAGACCAGUCCACAGCAAACACUGCACCGCUGACCGGCCAGAGAUGAGGAGGGCCUGUAACAGCACUGCAUGCCCGCCUCAGUGGAGGACAGGGGCCUGGUCUCAGUGUUCGGUGACCUGUGGCGAAGGCAUACAGCAAAGACAGGUGGUUUGCAAGGCCAGCGACAACACCAUCGGAGAGUGCGAGGGCGAGAAGCCCGAAACCGUCCUCAUCUGCAACCUGAACACAUGUCCAGGACAACCAGUGUCCUCUCUCACGGUGGAAACAAUGGAGAACUCCACGAUAAAAGAUGGAGCAGAGCACCAAAGGGACCCUGAAAACCCUGUCCACAAAAUCUCCUCGAAUGAGCCAUGCCUGGGAGACAAAUCAAUUUUCUGUCAGAUGGAGGUUCUCGCCCGUUACUGCUCCAUCCCUGGAUAUAAUAAGCUCUGUUGUGAGUCUUGCAACAAGAAAGACAUCUUUCCUACGCACACUCUUGACCUCCUGAACACCCCUGUGGCUUCUGUGGAACCUGAGACCUCUGCCCCUUCUCACGCUGCAUCACCAAAAGCUCCUCUAACAACGCAGAGCCCACCUCAAACCACUAAACCCAUCAGCAGACGGCUUCGCUCCACCACUCCAGUGCCUACCACCUCCGCAGCCACAGAGGCCUCGCCAUCCACGGGUGCUGCUCCGCCCCAGGGUCCCUCCAGUGACUCCUUCCUCACAGCUGGGAGGGGAGACUCAGACCUGGGGCCUCUUCUACCUCCAGGGCCAGCACGGCCCACAGCGGACUCCAGUGGAAGUGCCUCCAAAGAGCACAGUCCAAACAGCACUUUAGGGCCGGUCGCUGCUGCUAGGUCAAGAAGGGACAAUUUAGGAUCAGAGAGGGACUCGAGUCACAGAACCCUGACAGUUUAGAAAACGAGGAGUGAUGUGAUCACGCUGCUCAGUGAGACGCUCUCGAACAUCAGCUCCCCGCUCGCAGCAUCUGAAAGACUCACAGUCUGGCUGCAGAUAUUUUCGUACUUUUUUUUCUUUUUCUACAAUAUUUUUUUCUUCCACUUCAGUGAACGUAAACCAGACCAGUGAUGGUACCUCAUCAAAACUCCAGAGUGAUCUGUGCGCAGUGUGGCUCCGCCCCUCGUGCCUCAAACGGAAGGAAUUAAUGGUUGUCAGGUGCUGUAAACUAAAACGACUACAAGACGUGCUCAAAAUGUGAUGACUGCAUUGCUACAUUCAUGUUUUUAUCUGUGUACAGUUGUGUAAGACUGUUUUUUUCAAGUGCAUUAGAACUACUAUUGAACUUGUAUUGUGAACAUUUGAGGAGAGGUAAUAGGCCAUGUUUAUGGAGGUGCGUGUGUUAGGUACAGAGACAUGAGUGUGCCAUGAGAAUGAUCAAAGAGUGACAGCAUUAAAGCUCCUGUAGGGAAGUUUGAAGCUGGUUGUGAAAUAGACCAAAAAUGACUGUUGAUACCUCUAAAUACAAAAGUAAAGCAGUACAUUAGGAGGAAGAUUUUCUUUUAUUAUAAAGAGAUUUUUAAUCACUGUUUUGGCUGCCACGGAAUCGGUGUCAACUCGCUGCCAAAACAACCUUUGUUGACCUUUUUUUUUCUCUGAAAAUGUUCACUUCAAGGACAGAGGAACGACUUUUUAUGUUACAGCCAACUACUUGUGCAUACACAGGACAAACUUUAACAAGAGAUUACAGGUAUACGUUUGACCACAGGGGGCGCCAAAAACGACAUAAUGAAAAACCCUCACAGUAGCUUUAAAGUACAAUUAAUUAAUACAUUUCUCAGUUAAAUGCUCAUAUACAAAGGUGAUGCUGUUUUCAAUAACACAAAGAAAAUUUGCAUUGAAGAAAAUAAUUUUAAAAAUGAAUAUACUACAAUUCAGCACUUACCCCUGUCUCAUAAUUAUCUACUGUAUUACAUUACAGCAUGAUCAUCAGAGCUUCUUUUGACAAAGAAAAUGUCACAAACUCUUCCAAAUAUAUUUUUUCAUAUACUUUUCUUUUAUUGCCGAGCAGGACCGUAUUGAUGGGAUAUACAAGACACGUUUCUUUUUUCUACAUACAUCUGGAAAGGUGGGAUCUUCUAGAAACAGGCUUUAGUAAUGAAAAAUCAGUAUUCAUUAGAUCACUUAUCUGUACAGCGAGUACACCCUUUAUGACAGGUUCCAGCUGUCAGUCAACGCUACAAUUCCAGGGGCAUGACCAUAGACUGUAAGGGCAUGACAGAUGGAGUGAUACAUUACAGAACAAAGUAGGAAAGGUUAUCCGACAACUGAGGCGGAGUUACGAUUCUUUUCUUAUGGACACAGUUCUAAGUGCAGUAGACACAUUAAACAAAUUACAUUUAAUUAUUAUGGUAUAAAAAUACUGAUGCUAUAAGUUCUUAAUUUACACACGAGGUGUUUUGACCAUGACCGGAGGAAUUUUACCCCGGAAUUACGUGCGUUUUGACCAAAGGACCCAGGGCGAAAAAGUAGUUCAGGGGUAGAUAAUCUCCCCCCUAAAAAGCCCCUAUGAUCGCAUUUUAUUGUAUUUAAAUGACAAUUUAAUUUGAAAAUACAUUUUAUGUGUUUGUUUAUCUUUAUAUCCCAUCAAAAUUGCUUUCUUCAUAAAAAUUUAAUUUGGUUCUUAAGUUUUUUUUUCUUUUAAAAUUACUAUUGAAAUCAGGCGUCCUAUAUUCUGGUAAAUACGGUAAAUAAGAAGAUUGAUGCCCCUUGUGUCUGUGCAUUAUUAAUGGAGGUAGGGCCAAGACGCUGUUAGAUUUUUAUUUAUUUUUUUAAGAGAAAGAAAGACUGGAAACGGUGCAACUGUUAGCAGGGCUACGUUCAAGAAUCAAAUUCACAUCAUAUCUCACUAAAAUUGAUCCUGGUUUCUCGCUCGCUACAAGACAUUUUAAACAGUUUUUAAAAAAAACUCAACUCAACUCACCAAGAAGUUGCUUUUUGACCUCCAACCAAAACAUAUUUGUUUGUGCUAUUUUUAGCUUUAGCUUUUAAUAUUAGUAUUCCUCCAUUAUAUACAGAGCGAGGCAGUGUUUUAAUAUUUUUCCACCUAAACUCAGCAUGAAAAGUGCUUUAUUAAGGUUCAGAAUACCUUUCCAAUAUUUGACAUAUUAGAUCGUAAACAAGUGCUCAAAACAGUUCAACCAGCAGGGUUUGUUGCAGAGCCACAGAGUUCAAGCUGAUGACACGAAGCUAACAAAUCAUACAUCUUAUUACAAAAUAACCUCAGCAGGAAAUCAAUGGUUAGAAGUCUCCAGGAGCAAAAUUCAUAUGGUGUAGUUCAAAGUUUGGGAGAAAUCAAUUUGGUAGAGUACUUUCUAACAUUCAAAACCACUUCCUGCAAAGGUAAAAUCUGCCCUUUAACACAGGGAAACUCAAUAAAUAUGUUUAAUCUAAGAGGAAAUACAGAAAUGUGUUAGUAUGUAUCACUUGGGGCAUAAAGUAAAAUUUGGUUUUGAACUUAAAUGACCAUCACAUGUAUUAAAAUUUAAUGGUUUUUACUAAAACUACUGUUUAACAGCAGAAUACUUUAUACCAAACUAAGGAUCCAGCGAGGCAGUGUUUUCAGUUACUUCAAGUAUUUCAGGUUUGCUGUGGAGACAUGAAGGUUUGAUUUGAAGCAAGAAACUAAGAGAAUUGUUACCCCCAAAAAAGUCCCUCAUAACUCCUCCAUUCUAUUUGUCGUUUAAAGGCACAUGUACUUUACUUAGUUUAUGUUUUAGAGUGUAUCUAAUGGAUCAGAAUAAAACAGCUGUUAUCUCUUUUAUUGUUCCACUGGCACACUCCACCCUCCGUAUCCAUCACUCCAUGCAGGGAGCCAUUUGGUUUUCCUGUCCCUGGUGCUCUUACUUGUAUUUUUGUUUGUUUUUUUCACCCUUAAAUCCAACAUACUGGUGAUUCUCCUCACUGGUAACAAAUCACGGCAACCCCCACCGUAGCAUGCCCUCCGUCUGCCUCUGUGGAAGUCAGUCACUUACGCUUUAAAAAACGGAACGAUUGAAGAAACAACCCUUUCUGUUAUGUUGUUUUUGUAACUGAUAUAUUUUUCAGAUAAUAAUGUAUAUAGUGUAAAUUUUCCAGUUAUGAAAAGUAAUAAACAAACAGGAAUAGAGCAGAAGAUGUGAUGCAAUUGGAAAAUACAGGCGAUGCCUGACUGUGCUCAUUGCUCAUACUGUCACACCAUUCCUGCAUUGCAGUUCAUAACAUCAUUAUGUUUAUUGUAUAGUUCUUGUAUAUACGUACGUGAAUGAAAGCUUUAAAUGUUAAUAUUUAUUGAAUUUUUAAGUGAUAUGGAGAAAACAGUAAAACACAUUUGAAAGAAA
This is a messenger RNA of Notolabrus celidotus (New Zealand spotty), 7330 nucleotides long. RefSeq names its product A disintegrin and metalloproteinase with thrombospondin motifs 14. The transcript is spliced from 23 exons. The record is from RefSeq and is a predicted model, not a curated record. Gene Ontology annotation, molecular function: metalloendopeptidase activity. Gene Ontology annotation, cellular component: extracellular matrix. Lineage: Eukaryota; Metazoa; Chordata; Actinopteri; Labriformes; Labridae. Gene Ontology annotation, biological process: extracellular matrix organization; proteolysis. The coding region runs from base 78 to 3911 and encodes 1277 amino acids.